Molecule: messenger RNA, 462 nt
Organism: Miscanthus lutarioriparius
Lineage: Eukaryota; Viridiplantae; Streptophyta; Magnoliopsida; Poales; Poaceae
Source: the annotation of a GenBank genome assembly
AUGUUCGUGACGACGGCCGACCCGAAGCUGGAGCCGCCGGUGGUGACGGUGAACACGGUGCUGUCGCUGCUGGCGCUGGACUACCCCGCAGGGAAGCUGUCGUGCUACGUCUCCGACGACGGGUGCUCGGCGGUGACCUGCUACGCGCUGCGCGAGGCCGCCGAGUUCGCCAAGCUCUGGGUGCCCUUCUGCAAGAAGCACGGCGUCAAGGUCAGGGCCCCCUUCGUGUACUUCUCGGGCUUGGCGGUGGGGCUUGGCGGUGGACAUGUUCGUGACGACGACGACGCCGAGUUCCUCCGCGCUUGGACACUCGUGAAGAACGAGUACGAGGAGUUGGUCCGCUGGAUCGAGAACGCCGAAGAGGAAUCCCUAGUCCGGCGCGGCGACGGCGAGUUCGCCGAGUUCGUGGGUGCUGACCGAAGGAGCCACCCGACUAUAAUCAAGGCAUAUCUUUGGCCCUAG